AUGGCUGAUGAAAACUACACAAAGAUCACAGAGUUUGUUUUUGUAGGCUUGAAGUACCAUCCCCGGCUGCAAGUCUUCCUGUUCUUGCUCUUUCUUCUUUUUUACCUGGUUACUAUGACAGGUAACCUGGGCAUGAUCAUUUUGAUCCAGAUCGAUUCCCGUCUCCACACCCCCAUGUACUUCUUUCUCAGCCACCUGUCCUUUGUGGACAUCUGCUUCUCCUCAGUUGUGGGCCCCAAGAUGCUCACUGACUUCUUUUCUGAAAGGAAAGUCAUAUCUUUCCUGGGAUGCGUCUUCCAACAGUGGUUCUUUGGGUUCUUUGUGGCCAUUGAAUGCCUCCUCCUGGCUUCCAUGGCCUACGAUCGCUACGUGGCCAUUUGCAACCCUUUGCUGUACUCAGUCGCCAUGUCCCAGAGACUCUGCAUUCAAUUGGUAGUGGGUCCCUACACUGUCGGCUUCCUGAACACCAUGACUCAUACCACAGCCGCAUUCCGACUCCCCUUCUGUCGCUCCAACGUUAUCAACCACUUCUUCUGUGACAUGUCCCCCAUUCUGUCUCUCGUGUGUGCUGACACCAGCAUCAAUAAACUGCUGGUCUUCAUUGUGGCUGGGGCCGUCCUCGUGGUCAGUAGCCUGACCAUCAUCAUCUCCUAUUUCCACAUCCUCAUCGCCAUUCUUAGGAUCCGUUCUGCGGAUGGGAGGCGCAAAGCGUUUUCCACCUGCUCUUCUCACAUCACUGCCGUUUCCAUCUUAUACGGGACUCUCUUCUUUAUCUAUGUGAGACCUGGUGCCAUCUCUUCCCUGGACCUCAACAAAGUGGUGUCGGUCUUCUACACAGCGGUUAUCCCUAUGCUGAACCCUCUCAUCUACAGCUUAAGGAAUAAGGAAGUUAAAGCAGCCAUGCUCAGGACUAUCAGUAGGAAGAAGUUCUGGAUCCAAAGUUAA
Erinaceus europaeus (western European hedgehog) is the source of this 945-nucleotide messenger RNA. Its product is annotated as olfactory receptor 5G9. Gene Ontology annotation, biological process: G protein-coupled receptor signaling pathway; sensory perception of smell. The record is from RefSeq and is a predicted model, not a curated record. Bases 1 to 945 code for a protein of 314 amino acids. Gene Ontology annotation, molecular function: G protein-coupled receptor activity; olfactory receptor activity; odorant binding. The transcript has a single exon. NCBI's taxonomy places the organism in Eukaryota, Metazoa, Chordata, Mammalia, Eulipotyphla, Erinaceidae. Gene Ontology annotation, cellular component: membrane.